Antechinus flavipes (yellow-footed antechinus) is the source of this 3266-nucleotide messenger RNA. RefSeq names its product armadillo repeat containing 1 (gene ARMC1). Bases 298 to 1140 code for a protein of 280 amino acids. Gene Ontology annotation, molecular function: protein binding; metal ion binding. The transcript has 7 exons. The record is from RefSeq and is a predicted model, not a curated record. NCBI's taxonomy places the organism in Eukaryota, Metazoa, Chordata, Mammalia, Dasyuromorphia, Dasyuridae.
GCUUAGAGCCAAUGAGCGCGCAGAGACUGCAGAAGUGAUCGGGUCACCGAGCUAGAGUCCCCUGUUCAGUCCUCCUCCCUUGCUUUUAGCUUCUCUAAAGUGUUCUUCUUCUGGGCCAAAGUAGUUGAGUCUUUUCCGCUAGCCGCGGCGGGGACAGCGAACGGCACCACCUCCACGGGCCUUGGAACGCUUCCGACCGUGUGGCUCCACGAUGCGGCGGGGCCUGAAUGCGUGAAGCUGCCCUCGGAGCGUCGAAUUAAAAAGAAAAAGACAUUAUUUCUUCAUAUGGCAUAGAAGAUGAGUUCUGUCACCAUGAAUGAUGAGCCUGAUGCACUUUCGGUGGUUAACCAGCUUCGGGAUCUUGCAGCAGAUCCGCUAAAUAGACGAGCCAUUGUCCAGGAUCAAGGAUGUCUGCCGGGCCUCAUUUUGUUUAUGGAUCACCCCAAUCCUCCUGUUGUCCACUCAGCUUUGCUAGCUCUACGCUACUUGGCAGAAUGCCGGGCUAACAGAGAAAAGAUGAAAGGAGAACUGGGUAUGAUGUUGAGCUUGCAAAAUGUAAUACAAAAGACAACAACUCCAGGAGAGACUAAACUUCUGGCUUCUGAAAUCUAUGACAUCCUUCAGUCAUCCAACAUGGAAGAUACUGGCAAUGUCAAUGAAAUGAACUCUCGUAGAAGGAAAGCUCAGUUUUUUCUUGGAACUACAAACAAGCGUGCCAAAACAGUGGUUUUGCAUAUAGAUGGCCUUGAUGAUUCUUCUCGGAGAAAUCUUUGUGAAGAGGCCUUGUUGAAAAUUAAAGGAGUUAUUAGUUUUACAUUUCAGAUGGCUGUUCAGAGAUGUGUUGUACGAAUCCGUUCAGAUUUGAAAGCAGAGGCUUUGGCAACAGCAAUAGCAUCAACCAAAGUUAUGAAAGCCCAGCAAGUUGUAAAAAGUGAAACAGGAGAAGAAAUGCUGGUCCCAUUUCAAGAUACUCCUGUAGAAGUAGAACAAAAUACAGACCUACCUGACUAUCUGCCUGAGGAUGAGAGUCCUAUAAAAGAACAAGAUAAAGCAGUUUCUCGAGUUGGGUCACAUCCAGAAGGUGGAGCCAGCUGGUUGAGCACCGCAGCAAACUUUUUAUCCCGUUCCUUUUACUGGUGACUUAAAUUUGAGGCUCAAGGACUGUAUGAACCAACAAGGGGCCAGUUUUCCAUUGGUGUGGUGAACUGUCAAGUGCAAUUUGCAAUAAGUUAUCAUGAAAAGUUUUUAGAUUACACAAUUACGUAUGCUGCAUUUUACAUUUUAUUGGACGUUUAACCUGUCAGGUAGUUAAAGGGACAGAGGCCUCAGAUGGGAUUGCUUUGUUUGAAGGGUAUUUCUUGGUUUUUGUUUUCCUAUGUUUUAUUCUUUCACUUAAAAAAUAUAUACAUAUAUGGGUCCACUAUUAAAACCAAAUCUUUAUGCAGCUUUAAAUUUUAUUUCACAUGAAACAUGUGAUUAGACAGAUUUUCUACUGAAGUCUCAGGACUUUGUUUGCAGGGUAAUUCUUUUUAUCCCAAAUUCUACCUGAAUCAUUAAAUUUUGGAGGGGGAAGGGUGAGGGAGGGGGGUGUUCCUUGUUUCUAAUGAAGGAUGUUGGUUUUGGUACUCUUUACCAGGAAGCCAGAAGAAUAUACACCUACUUAUUCUUUCCCCCUUUUCUACCCCUUUUGUCUUUGCCAACCAUAUUUGCAGAAGCAUAAUUUUCUGUAGCAUUUUAUGAAUUAGAAUGUAUCUUUUUGAACACAUUGAUUCCUAUAAUACAUUCUAAAUUAUUUUGUUACCCCUAAAACAUUGAUAUUUUGUAUGUAUGGUUGACAAAGAAUUGAGAAGAGGAAACUGUGAUUGUGUUGUUAAUUAUAUUGCUUUCAAAGAAUAUUUAACUGUGUGCAAUGGCAUAUAGUUGGCUCAAAUCAGAUCUGAAAAGCUAUAAUUUGCUCAAGUGAUGUCUACUAUAGUCUUACUUUAAGCAGGAAAUGGCUUAUAGCCUUAGUUUGUAAUUGUACAUUAUCUCUUACUAGCAAAAAUAACAAUAGUUAAAGCUGAUAUGAACUUGAAAAACAACAUAAUGGAAUGAAUGCCUGUUAUGCCCCAGUUGCAGUAGAUUCUGAAUUUAAGCAUCAACUGCUUGGCAGGUGUCCAUUCAACAGAUGUUUCCUUAAAUCCCUUCUUUUGAGUUUCUCAUGCACAUGCAGCAGUGGGUUAAAUAUACAGGGUAGGGUUGAGGGGGGGAGGGACAAACAGGGAGGGAGGAAGGGAGGGAAGAAUUUAAACAGUUAUCAUUUGUAGUCAGAGGUAGCUGUUACUAAAGAAGGUUUUGUCCCUUUAAUCUUGUCUCAUCAUAUCCAGUCACUUUUGAAAACAAUUUUGGCGAAGGUAAGUUUAUAGUUUAGUUUUGUUUUUUGUAAAUAUGAUGUGUAAGACAUGUGCGCAGUGCUUAAUUAAGCUUCUGAACUAUUUGGAAACUAAGAACAGUGCUCUCUGGGAAUAUGAUUGACAAACUUCAAUGCUGUUGCGAUUAAAAACCAACACAAAGUGGUUGAAGAUACUCUUUUUUUUUUUUUUUUUUUUCCCGCCCCCGGCAACAUUUGCAUCUCUUAUUACCUGGAACUACAGUGAAAACUUAGUCUAGGAAGGCUUCUUCCUUCUGCUCACCUCUAACAAUUAAAAACAAUCAGCAUUUUGAGAAGAAAAUUAUUGUGUAAUUAAUACCACUAAUGAAAGCCUUGAAUUCAUUCAUUUGAAUUGUGGCCUUCUGGAGGAGUGAGGGACAAUUAGCAAACUAGCUGACAAUGGGGUGUUUAAAAGUGUAUCUAUCUAGUCUUUGAUUCAGGUGACACACACAGGCUGAAAAUGCAAGCUUUGAGGAGCAUGUAUUGCUUUAAAUAUGUAAUACAACUUGCUGCCUAGAAUGUUACAAUACCAGAUGUGUUUUUUUUUUUUUAAACAUCGUCCUUUCUGUAGCCAUGAAUGCAAAGUUUACUUUUCUGUAUUAACAACUGUUUGCAUUUUAUUUUACAUCUACUUGUUAAAUAAUGACAUCCUUUUGAUAGUAAUGGUUCAGUACAAGUAGGUAUAAAAGUUUUGCUAUUUGUGUGUUUAAAUUAAAAGUAUGCUUCUUUUGCCAGUGUUGCAGAUCUUGUAGAACAGUUAAGGUAUCUGUAAGACAUUUCUUUUUUCCUUUCUUUCUUUUUCUUUUUUUUCAAAUAUAUUGUAAAAUAAUAAAAAGUAACAUAACUAAAAGUGAAA